GGUCUGGCUCUCUAGUCUCCAGUCCAUAGACCGCUUCCACGCAACCCAUCUUCCUCUUCCGCCAAAUCCCCCCCCAGAACCCUAGCCCCCGCCGCCGGCCGCCCCCGCCCGCGUCUCGGAAUGGCCGGCGCCGCCGUGCUCCGGCGAUCCGCUCGCGGGAUUGCGCGGCAUAUCGCCGCCGCCCCCUCCUUGUCCCGGAACGCGCUCCAGCAGCCCGAGCGCCUCCUCUCGUCGCAGGCGUCGCCGGAGCACGGCGCGCGCGGCGCGGUGUCCGGGUCCGAGCUGGCGCUGUACCCGCCGGAGCGGGUCCGGAACUUCUCCAUCAUCGCCCACGUCGACCACGGAAAGUCGACGCUCGCGGACAGGCUGUUGGAGCUCACCGGCACCAUCCAGAAGGGCCAUGGCCAGCCCCAGUACCUCGACAAGUUGCAAGUUGAGAGAGAAAGGGGAAUUACAGUCAAAGCACAAACAGCAACUAUGUUCUAUAGGAACACUACUGCAUCCCAGGACUCAGAUGCACCAAGAUAUUUGCUUAAUUUGAUUGAUACACCAGGCCAUGUGGAUUUCAGCUAUGAGGUAUCCAGGUCCCUUGCAGCUUGCCAGGGUGCUCUUUUAGUAGUUGAUGCAGCACAAGGAGUACAAGCUCAAACAAUCGCAAACUUUUACCUUGCAUUUGAAUCAAAUUUGAGCAUCAUUCCUGUGAUUAACAAGAUUGAUCAGCCGACUGCUGAUCCAGAUAAUGUAAAGGAUCAAUUGAAGAGGUUAUUUGAUAUUGAUCCAAGUGAAGCCCUGCUCACUUCUGCCAAGACUGGGAAAGGCCUUGAACAUGUAUUACCUGCUGUAAUUGAACGCAUACCUUCCCCACCUGGGAAAUGUGAUUCACCUGUACGGAUGUUGCUUCUGGAUUCCUACUAUGAUGAGUACAAAGGAGUGAUUUGCCAUGUUGCUGUUGUUGAUGGUGCUCUGCGUAAAGGUGAUAAGAUAGCAUCAGCUGCAACUGGCCGUGCAUAUGAAGUUCUGGAUGUUGGCAUUAUGCACCCUGAGCUUACACCUACUGGAGUGCUCUACACUGGACAAGUUGGGUAUGUUAUUAGUGGAAUGCGUUCAACUAAAGAAGCACGCAUUGGCGAUACCCUUCACCAGGCAAAGAGCAUUGUUGAGCCACUUCCUGGUUUCAAGCCUGCAAAACACAUGGUCUUCUCUGGUCUCUAUCCUGCUGAUGGUUCUGACUUCGAAGCUCUUAGCCAUGCGAUUGAGAAACUAACAUGUAAUGAUGCCAGUGUCUCUGUUACAAAAGAGUCAAGCAAUGCACUUGGCAUGGGAUUCAGAUGUGGCUUCCUAGGAUUGCUACACAUGGAUGUAUUCCACCAACGGCUUGAGCAAGAAUAUGGAGCUCAAGUCAUAUCGACCAUACCAACCGUACCUUAUAUUUUUGAAUACGGUGAUGGAAGCAAGGUACAAGUUGAGAACCCUGCUGCUUUGGCUUCUAAUCCUGGAAAGCGUAUAACCGCCUGUUGGGAGCCCACAGUUAUUGCAACAAUCAUUAUCCCUAGUGAGUAUGUUGGACCUGUCAUUAUGCUUUGUUCAGAAAGGAGGGGCGAGCAGCUGGAAUAUACAUUUAUUGAUGCCCAAAGGGCUAUGUUGAAGUACCGAUUACCAUUGAAGGAGAUAAUUGUGGACUUUUAUAAUGAGUUGAAAGGCAUCACGUCUGGUUAUGCUACUUUUGACUAUGAAGAUUCCGAAUACGAACAGUCUGAUCUAGUUAAGAUGGACAUCCUUCUUAAUGGUCAACCUGUUGAUGCUAUGGCAACUAUAGUGCAUAACCAGAAGGCUCAGCGGGUUGGAAGGGAAUUAGUGGAGAAGCUUAAGAAAUUUAUUGAAAGACAAAUGUUUGAGAUCACCAUACAAGCAGCAAUUGGUUCAAAGGUUAUCGCUAGGGAAACCCUGUCAGCAAUGAGGAAGAAUGUGCUGGCCAAGUGCUAUGGCGGUGACAUUACUAGGAAGAAGAAGUUGCUAGAGAAGCAAAAGGAAGGCAAAAAGCGCAUGAAACGUGUGGGAUCUGUCGACAUUCCUCAAGAAGCAUUCCAUGAGCUACUGAAGGUCUCCAAUUCAAAAUAGAUGAAUCCACUGACCACUGCAAUUAUAGUUUUUGUAGCUGUCCAAAUUUAAAAGUAGCUGUGUGGUGAUGACUGGCAGCCCCUUCUAGUCGUCUUCUGAAAGGAGCACAAGUGCUGCAGCCUUGUUUUGCUGAGCUGCGGAGGGCAAGUUCUUUCUGUGAAUACAUAUGGCUUCUCAGCUGGUGCAGACAAAUCCCGAAAGCACUGCAGUAGAGACGCAGUCGUUGUAUUUGUUGAUUGAUGGAGAACCAUCCUGGAGUGCCUGCUGAACCCAUUUUUUGCUGCUGCCUUGUUCUGACAUGAUACGAGCAUCUGCCGUAUCACACUACGCUUCGUUUUGUUUAGAUAAUUCGAGCAGAAGAAAUAGAUUAUACUCAAAUGUUCACUGAAACAAUGCCGUACAUGUUAAAAGAAGUGAAUUGAAUAAAAAUAUCUCAUGUUUCUGGAGAAUAUCGUGUUA
Setaria italica (foxtail millet) is the source of this 2577-nucleotide messenger RNA. Its product is annotated as translation factor GUF1 homolog, mitochondrial. NCBI's taxonomy places the organism in Eukaryota, Viridiplantae, Streptophyta, Magnoliopsida, Poales, Poaceae. The record is from RefSeq and is a predicted model, not a curated record. The coding region runs from base 121 to 2118 and encodes 665 amino acids. The transcript has 12 exons. Gene Ontology annotation, molecular function: mitochondrial ribosome binding; GTPase activity; GTP binding. Gene Ontology annotation, cellular component: mitochondrion. Gene Ontology annotation, biological process: positive regulation of translation.